AAGAACAAAGCAGUUACCCUCAUUAACCAAGCCUUCCCCAUUCUUCUCCCUCUUUUCAAAUUUUUUUCAUUCUUACAGAUUCAUAUAAUACAAGCUAUAGUAAAAUGGGAAGAUCGCCGUGUUGCGAUGAGAGUGGGCUAAAGAAAGGGCCAUGGACGCCAGAAGAAGAUCAGAAACUGAUAAAUCACAUACGAAAGCACGGUCAUGGAAGCUGGAGAGCUCUUCCAAAGCAAGCCGGUUUAAACCGGUGUGGGAAGAGUUGCAGAUUGAGAUGGACUAACUACUUGAGACCAGACAUCAAAAGAGGAAACUUCACUGCUGAAGAAGACCAAACCAUCAUUAACCUUCAUUCUCUUCUUGGAAACAAGUGGUCGUCCAUAGCUGGUCAUCUUCCUGGAAGAACUGAUAACGAAAUAAAAAAUUAUUGGAACACGCAUAUUAGAAAGAAACUUCUUCAGAUGGGAAUCGAUCCGGUGACCCACAGGCCAAGAACCGACCAUCUAAACGUUCUAGCCGCUUUACCGCAACUUCUAGCCGCCGCAAAUUUCAAUAACCUCUUGACUCUAAAUCAAAACAUACAAUUGGAUGCAACAAGUGUUGCAAAAGCCCAAUUGUUACAUAGUAUGAUUCAAGUCCUCAACAUCAACAACCAUACCUCUUCUUCUUCCUUUAACAUUCAUCACACCAACAAUAACAACUUUGGUCAAUCUUCUUUCUUAGAGAACCGACCAAAUAUAAGUGAAAAUCUCUAUGAUCCAACCGAAAGCCUCUCUCACAUUGAUCACCAGCCUUUGGGUUCGUUUUCUAGCCUGCAUGGAUUAUUUCCUCAUCAAAAUGAUCAAGAUAUGAUUCCUCCAUUGAUUUCGGCCUCUUCUGAUGAGUCUAAGCAAACCCAAAUGAUGAUCAAGAACAAGGAGAUUUUAAAGCAUAGUGAUCAUACUUCAAACCCUUCAUCGACCUCAACGUUCACACAAGACCAUCAGCCAUGGUGUGACAUAAUUGAUGAUGAAGCAAGUGAUUCUUUUUGGAAAGAAAUCAUAGAGCAAACUUGUUCAGAGCCUUGGCCAUUCCGUGAAUAGAGACGAGAUAAACACACAUGUCUUAAAUUUUCUUUCUUAUUUUUU
Molecule: messenger RNA, 1124 nt
Organism: Brassica oleracea var. oleracea
Lineage: Eukaryota; Viridiplantae; Streptophyta; Magnoliopsida; Brassicales; Brassicaceae
Product: transcription factor MYB3-like
Exons: 4
Coding region: 105-1079 (324 amino acids)
Source: RefSeq, a predicted model, not a curated record